Molecule: messenger RNA, 1509 nt
Organism: Trypanosoma grayi
Lineage: Eukaryota; Euglenozoa; Kinetoplastea; Trypanosomatida; Trypanosomatidae
Product: putative mucin-associated surface protein (MASP)
Exons: 1
Coding region: 1-1509 (502 amino acids)
Molecular function (GO): protein binding
Source: RefSeq, a predicted model, not a curated record
AUGAGCGUCAUCCCCUCUGUGCUCCUGCAGAUGUUGGUGGUGCUAGCGCUUCUGGCCAGGGAUGGCGCCCUGGCGUUGUGCCCAUCGGACGGAAACACUCACGUUGUUUACGUGACCUCCAACAUGGGCGACAACAUCUGGAGCUUCGAUACAACCGGCCACUACAUCGGAAACGUGCUCAACAAGAGCUCCUUCCCCUUUCGGGUCGACAAGCUGCGCGACAUGAGGUUUGGCCCCGGUAACCAUUUGUACAUCUCUAGUGCCCGGGGACAAUACAGCCGUGUCUUCGCCGUUUCAGGGAAUGGCCUCUUAAAUAACACCCUCGGAGAGAAGUGUAUUCGCAACUACCUCUUCACCGCCACCACACAGAGCAGCAGCAACCCAUUCCUUGACCACCCAUAUGCAAUAGCGUUUCAUCCCGACGAUGACUCACUUUAUGUAGCGAAUCAAAACUCCGCCACUAUUACAAAGUAUACACGGACCAAUGCUGAUAAGCCCGGGUACCCAGAAUGGGAACCCAUUGCGAAUGUGAAACACGCCACCUCAAACUCUACUGAUAUGCCUAAGGGGCCGAGCAAAGCGGGGCUUUUUGCUUCAUCUUGGAGUGCAGAGUACUCGAUGGCCUCCGUGCGUGGGUUGGCAAUCUCACCCCCACUCCCACGUGCCCUUGUAGAGCAGGCCGCUCCCGCAGGGUGGUUCGCCACGGAAAGGAAUUACCUUACGCGUUACAUUCUCGUCUGUGACGUCGCACUGGACCAGGUCCAAGUGUUCCUUGCUGACACUGGUGAGCAUGUGUUUGCCAUCCCCGUCGCUGCCCCGGUGCAGGUGCUCUUCCCUUCACGUUAUCUAAAGCCAGUGGAUUCACCGGCCUCGUACUUUGAGGUGCCGCACGUGUACGUGACAAGCCGAGAAGACGGAAUGGCGUACUUAGUGCCUUUCUUGGCACCGCAGCAAAAGACGGAUGUAGUCGGCAUCACCACUCUUACACAGUAUCGUGGAUCACCGUAUGCAAUCACGAACAGAGUGCCGCAGCACUCUGUCAGUGGUAUUUUUGAGAACCCCUCGCAUGACAUGCUAUUGAUAGCGGACCGUUCUGGUCGGAAAAUCUCCACUUAUGCCUCGCCUUUCUUAACGAACUUUGAGGCUGGCACGGGACCGUCUCCGCUCCUUGGAUACUUCACGACCAAGUUGCCUGAUGAACCAGAGUUCAUUGUUACGACGAUGGUGGAGCAACAAAGCUCUAUUCCGUUUUGUUAUGAGCUUAGUGAAAAUGGUACUUUCCGCUACGUCGCUCUGUGCACGGCAGCGUAUAUUUGGACGGCAACACUGAUUAUGUUCUGUAUUGUGGGAGCCAUAGUUGUGCUUGCUCGGGAGGUGCGGCAUUGCCAGGAGCGCCGUAGAAGGCAAAGGAAGGAGAGACAAUUCAUGCCAGAAGUUGAAAACUCAGAGGAGGUACCGCUUGUCAGUGAGGCCCGUGUGGGUGGUUAUGGUACGGGGAUGGUCAACUAA